CCAGAGUGAAACAAAACAGACUGUACUAUAUGUAAAUAUUGUGAUUUGACGUUUAUGUAACUGGAAUACACAUGAAGGCCUUCAUUCAAGUACCUGGUACUAAAUGGCAGAAAUACAUGCUGAUCCUGUUGCCUUUGGGUACAAGGCAUAUUUUGAAAACAGUAAAAUGCACAUAUCUCAUGAAAUGAUAUGUGAGGAAAAUAAGGAACAACACAUGUUUAAUCCAGAUGAGGAAUGUUAUUGCACAAAAGAAGAUUUCAUAGUUUUUGCUGAAUUUUCUGAAGUUAUGGGACCAGUUCCUCUACUAACAUUCCCUUUGGCAAUCAAAGAUGAUCCAAAAAUAGAUGUCAACACGCUUAUUCUGAAAAUCAUGUCUGUUGACUACCAUGCAACUCCCAGUGGCCAGUUUACUUUCUGUGAGGAUGUGCAGGUUCUCCAAGCAGAUGUUGUACCUGGCCUACAUGCCUAUGUUCACUACUGCACUCUCCAUGACCUAGGGGCCAGGGGGUUUGUACGACCACUCUGCUUUGCCUAUUUAUCGACUGACUUAAUAAAAGUGCAAUCACUGUUUCCUACUCUUCGAGAACAGUUCCUAAAGGCAACAGAAAUCCUGCAGUUCAAUAAUCGACAAUGGUUUGUGGAAGAACUUCUAAGAAUGAUGACCACUUUAAAGGAAAAACAAAACAUAUAUUUUUCAUUGAAACAGAAAGAGGAAGAAGGGAUUGAGUUGUCAGCAGAUGAAGAGAAGAUCCUUAAUAGUUCUUCAAUAGAUCAGCUGGUUUCACAAUACACUGAAUACAAGAAUAUGCUUCAUGUGGCAGAGCCAUACAUGAAUAACCAAACAGCACAGGAAGUUGUGAAUGUUUGGAAAGGCAGCCUUGUGAGUGCAGAGAUGAUGCACACAGGUGUCAGUCGCUACAUGGCAAAAUUACGCCAUGAAUUGCUGAACCACGGUAUCACUUCUGCACAGCACAAUGGGCCAUCACUUCGCGCAGUAGUGGCUCUUAGUCCAUGGGGCCUUGCUUUCCUCUUGUGGGAGCUCAUGUGUAUCCAGCGACAACAUCGCAGGUGUCGCCUCAGCAAGAUGGUCUACAUGUUUGCACAGGAUGAGGAAUCACUAACAGAGGGGAUACAGCAACACUCAUCAGAAAGGGCAUUACACGAACCUGAAUAUCUGUCACUACUUAGUGCUCUUACAUACCCUGUAGACAGACCAGACAGUAACCAUAAACGUUGCAGUCAAGACAGCUUAGAUUUCCUGGAAGCUAGUGCUGUUGUUAGUGGAACUGAAGGAAGCAGCAGUUACCAUUCUGCCCCAGAUUCGGUCAGUGAUAUAGUGAUUAAAAAACAGCGGAGCAGUAGUAGCAGCAAUUCAGAAAGCAAUGGAAGUAGUCAGCCAAGUUGUGAAAGUUAUGUUGAUGUUUCUGAACCAGACAGCUGGGCAGAAUCUGAAUCACCAUUGCAGCAUCUGGAUAGUGAUCAGCAAAAAUUAUUCACGUUUUGUGUAUGGGACAGCAGCAGAAGCCAACUACCAAAUGGACUACCAGGAAAAAAUUUAUUGAAAUUCUUCAAGAGCUCCAAGGCUGCCCAUCAUGUACUGUACUCUAUUCUUAUUGGGAGGACAGUUGUCCUUGCUGGAAGUGAAGCAAUGCAGAAGAAGGUGAACAAGAUAAUAGAUGCUCUGGUAGUAUUAUUUCCUGUGAAAUUUGAAGAAGUAGUCAGAAUUCUUAGGUGGCAUCGUGGAAUACUUGUUUCAUCACAUAUCAAUUCAUAUCAACUGAUUGGGGUCUGUGUUCCAGAACGCAUUUCUGUUCAUGAUAUGAUUAGCUCCAGAGACAAGAACAUGGUGACAAUACUGGAUAUAACAAAAGAACAGCUCUUUGGACCAGCAUAUUCAGGCCAAUUUCUGUCAUCCUUAGAAACUUCUCCACAGUUCUUUCAGAGUGACCAAACAUUGAUCCUCUUCCUGCAGUCCAUUGCUGCCGAAAUUCUUCAAAAACUGUUUCUUUUUAGAAUGUCAUUUGUCUCUCCUGUUGGUGACUCAAGAAAUGCUGACCGCUCUCCAGGUGAUAUUCUGAGAGAGAUGGGGGUCCAUGGCUGUGAUGCAGAAAUUAUUAAGUACCUAUUCAAGAUUGGAAUUUCGGAAACAAGUUGAAAUAUUACAGGAAAAACUUGAAUCGUCUUCAUUUCUUUAUGCUGCAAUUUCCAUUGCGUGCUGUAUUUACCCAAUUGCAGCGGUGUAAGAAUUUACAAACUGCUGUGGUUAUAACCAUAUCAUUAAAUCUUAAGACAAGCUGUGAUAAUAUUUUUUGAUAUUUUACAUUUAGUUUCACAAGCUGUAAACAUGGUUUACAGGAGACUCAGGGUAUUUAGAGUAAUGUGAUAGUCGUGCGUGCUCACUGCCUCUGUUUAUUCAUUUUUGUAGUAACUGUCAGCUUCACGUUUUAGUGAAGCAAAUUUAAGCAAUAGUGCUGGAAUCAAAAAUAUGUACUUGAAUAUUAGCUUUUAGCAGUAUUAAUUACCAUGUGAUCUGUUAAAACAAAGACAUAAACGUGCAUUACAUGGUUUCAUUGUUAUGUGAUCUCUCCAUAGGUGACAGCUGAUUGUAUUUCAUGAUCAGUUUCUUUCAAGUAAAGAUUAACACAAAAUAAUCUGACACACAAAAGCAUUUUGGGAAUACUGAUUUCAAGAUUUUCUUUGUCUUUCAAAGCAUGUCAAUUUCUUUAGGAUGGGAAGUAAUACAGAGAUAUCACAUAAAAGAAUGGGAAAAUAAUGAAUUUACAAAAAAUUUUACUGAAAGUCAGGAAUGGGAUUGCCAUAGCUCAUAGCUAUUAUUAGUGUUCGGUUUGUAAAGAUGAGCAAGAACCAGAAGAUGACAGUGAAAUGGAAUUUUAUCUAACUUUAAUGUGAUUUGAUGUUAGGUGUGAGUGUUAAAUAAUGUGAAACCAACCAAGCCAAACACAUUGUUUGCAUCACACAGUAUCCAUGAUGUCUUUGAAAAAUUGAGAGCAUAACCUGAUGUAUUUAUAAUCAUGUUACAAAAGUCAUAUGUGCAAUAUUUAUUAUUCAUUUUAUAAUAUUAAAAGUACAAACAGAAUGACAAAUUUUUAAUGCUUCAGAAGCCAAGUCUGAUGAAUAACUGUUGUCUUUAAGAAUUAUAUUGAAACAGAAGGCGAUAAGGAAAUUAUUGUUAAAAAGUUGGUGUACUAAAUUGAUUUUUUUCAUUUAUUACUGUUAAGGAAUUGAUGUUUAUUAUAUAUUGUUAGCACUAGAAAUAAGUACUGCAUUCAUUAACCAAUUAAGGUGCUAAAUAAUACGUUACUGAGUACAAAAGGGCUUCCUUGUAUCUGUCGGUGGUCUUCCACUGACACGCUGAAGGAACAAUAUUGUUUGCAAAUAAUUAUUUUAGACAUGAACUGUUGUAUGUUUAUCAUAAAGAAGGUAAAGUCUAGGAAAUAAAUGUUUUCCUAGGGUACUGCUUUGUACUUAUAUUCUUUAUGGUACUUAAUAUUGCCUUUUGCUGACUGUGAUAUCAUAUUUCUCAUUGCAUUGGCAAUUAAAAAUAUGUGCACCAUUAUACUUCACUAAAUUACGUUAUUGAUGUGUGAUGUAACACUAUAGUACAUACAUUGUCCAUAAUUUUCAGAAUUUCAGGAAGAUUCUUUUUCUUUGUAAUCAGUGAUUGUUUUUCUUAGAUCUCAUAGUAAUUUGUUUUUGUGCUAUCCAUUCACAAGUACUUUACAAAUUUGUGAACAUUGAAACAUAUCUGUACCUGAAUGUUCUGGGUGCAACACUAUUAGCCUUUUGUAAACAGUGAUUCACAUAUCAGGCUGGGAAUAAGUAGUAGAAAUGAAAUGUACUGAAUUUUAAUAGGUGGCUCUUCACCAACAGCCUUGCCACAGUGGUAACACUGGUUCUUGUCAGAUCGCUGAAGUGAAGCACUGUCGGGCUGGCCUAGGUUGGUGACCAUCUGGUCUGCUGAGCACUGUUGGCAAGCUGGGUGCACUCAGCCCUCGUGAGGCAAACUGAGGAGCGAAUUGAUCGAGAAAUAGCAGCUCUGGUCUCGUAAACUGACAUAUGGCCAGGGGAGUGGUGUGCUGACCACAUGUAACUUAAUAUAGUGUUUCUGGUUGCAAAGCUGUAACUUUCAAGUGAUAAACCAAAUAUAUUAUGUCAGUAUACAUUUCACUUCAGAAUAAUUUUUCCAUUAGUUUGUGAUCAUUGCUUUAAAAGCUUGGCUUCACCACUUGAAGUUGUAGAUGUAAAUAUUUACCAGUGUUUUGUUUAACAGCAAGUCAGUGUUUUAUGCAUGGACACCAAGAAUCCUUUGUGAAUAGAUCAGAUGAUCAAAUGGUUUUUAGAAAUGAAAAUUUUAUUUGUUGAUUGAUUUAUUGUAAAUUGAAAAAUGUUUAGUUGAUACCGAGAAUGUGAUGAUGAAGCAGAUACUAAACCUGUAAAUUUUUAAUGGCGUCUUUCCCACAGUAGGGGCAGAAAAUGGAAGGUAUGUCAGAAUGAUUUGGCAUUCAAAUAUGAAAGGGGAAGAAGGGAAGCAGUUAAAAAAUAUCAGAAAAGUAUUGAAUGAAAUGGGCUGGUAGAAUAGAAAAAAAGAGAAAAACAGGAGUCUAGUUGGACAUAAGAGAAAAUAAAAAUUAAGAGUAUUUGUGGUUGUUAGCACCAUUGAAUGGGGAAUGAAAGGCAAAUAUUGUGCACAAAAAAGUAGCAGAAUGAUAAGGAGUGGAAGAGGUUAAUGAAGUAUGGUCUGGAACACAGAUUAAAUCUAUCAGCAAGUUUUAUAGUUUUCAAUUUAAGUAAGGAGUUAGAAGUUUGCUUCACAUUGCUGCUGACACUCAAGUAAUUGAUGUGGAAGGGGAAAACAUAUUUAUGGCCACCUUCAAUUACAGUAUGAACUGUGGUUCCCAAUUAUUUCAGUUUAUAACUGUGCGUACACUGUAAAACAUUGUAGUAUUCUCACUAACACAA
Messenger RNA from Schistocerca cancellata (South American locust), 4980 nucleotides. RefSeq names its product guanine nucleotide exchange protein smcr8b-like. Lineage: Eukaryota; Metazoa; Arthropoda; Insecta; Orthoptera; Acrididae. Gene Ontology annotation, cellular component: guanyl-nucleotide exchange factor complex. The record is from RefSeq and is a predicted model, not a curated record.